Chondrus crispus (carragheen) is the source of this 186-nucleotide messenger RNA. RefSeq lists its product as hypothetical. The transcript has a single exon. NCBI's taxonomy places the organism in Eukaryota, Rhodophyta, Florideophyceae, Gigartinales, Gigartinaceae. The record is from RefSeq and is a predicted model, not a curated record. Bases 1 to 186 code for a protein of 61 amino acids.
AUGUUUAUCACUAGACCUUGGCUUUGUUCCCGAUACUCAUCAUCGCAGCGUUUGAGAAAAAGACCGACUCACACUGCGUGCACGGACAGCCGCCGGACGGCAGGCAUCCGGAGAUAUCACCAAGACUUGAUUUCGUACAAACGCGUAGCAGGUUCUCGUGCGACAGUUACAGCCUCCGGGCUCUAG